Molecule: messenger RNA, 5834 nt
Organism: Hippoglossus stenolepis (Pacific halibut)
Lineage: Eukaryota; Metazoa; Chordata; Actinopteri; Pleuronectiformes; Pleuronectidae
Gene: gvin1l2
Product: interferon-induced very large GTPase 1
Exons: 4
Coding region: 248-5398 (1716 amino acids)
Molecular function (GO): GTP binding
Source: RefSeq, a predicted model, not a curated record
ACUUUGUUCAUAUGGGAUUAGUUUGAAGCACUGGAAUGUUUCUUAUCACUGGACGAAAGGUAUAAGAGCUCAAAGAGACAAAGCCUCCUGGUUACAGAUCACACAGGAAGGAUACUCACUUUUUUAACAAACCAUCAGGAGACACAGGUUUCCAGUCAGCAAACCACAAAUUAAGGGAUGUGGCUGACUACAGAAAAAACACAACUCAUCUAAUACAGAGACUGGAGAUAACUCAGCUGGAUUCGCCAUGUCAGUAAAGUUUCCUAAGAGGCUCAGCAGCAAGAGGAGAAAACCUCCAAAGGACAAUGCCCAGGCAGAACUUCUACAUAACCUGGGCCUAGAUGCCUUCUGGAAUGCACCACUGGACCCAGCUUCUAUGCUGGACAUCAGCACUUGGAAUCUCGAGAACCAAGCUCCCCUAGACUUGAAAGCUCUGCCAAGUGCUUUCCUCAGACGUCUUUGGUUGCUCAGCCAAGAUGCAAGGAGUCCUUGCUGCAAACCUUCAAGUGAUUCUCUGACUGCUUUAGAUACAUCACCUGAGACGUUAAAUGGAGGAGAAAGCCAGUGUGCCAUCAACCCCCUUGAUCUAGUUUCAGCCGUCUUUAUGUCUGCCAACACUUUCCUUCAACAGGAGAUGACUGUGCACAUGGUGCAGUGCCAGUUUGCUGUACCCCUGGUCCUGCCAAGUACAGAUCCAGAAGAAGCUAGCCGCUUCCUUCUAUGGCCUCUGAGAGGUGUUGUGAGCCAAUUUCUGGGAAAAAACGGGAAGCUCCAAGAGGGGAAUUUGGCGAGUACAUAUAUGCCGAUCGUUUCUUGCGUGAAGUUUGGUCACUGUAAUGUCUCCAAGUCAAAGGUGCUCAACCACAUUAUAAGUGGACCCAAAUCUUGCAAUGACACAUUUCUACACAGGGGAAUGGAUGGAGGUCAGCUGCCUCGAAAACUGUCCAAUGGCCUGGUAGAGAUUGGAUGGCAUCUACUGACAGGAGACACUGCCAGAGAUGGUUUCCCUGUCCCUGUGGCCAUCUCUAACCUACGAGGUGAUGCCAGCAAGCAUGAGGGAUGCCUGAACCUGCUAUGUCAAGCUUCUUCUGCUAUGAUUGUUUUCUGUGGGAAUCUUAGGGAGAAAGAUAAACAACUUCUUGCUUCCUGCAGAGAUAUGGCAAGCAAGCUCAUACUGAUUGACAUUUCAGACACUGAGAAAAAUGAGCACAGUGUUGUGGGGUUUGUUGGAGUAAAUCUUGAACAAGACAUGGGGCUACCUGAAGGUUCAGUGCUGCAAGGGGAAGGUUUGAGUGAGGAGGAACUGGCUGAUAGGAUCAAUGACAUCUUGAAAGAUCUGUUGCCAGAUAAACUGAAACUUGUUUCACUAGAGGCAGCAGCAAAUUUAGCUGUGGAGCUAGGCCUUAAUGUGGACGAAGGGACAGUCUGUAAAAAGGCAAUGGCCAAAGUGGAGAAAGUCUUGGAAGGUUUGGAUGAGGGAUCUGCUCAGUUCAGGGAGAAACAGCUUCCUUUGCAGGGGCCUUGGUGGAGUAAACUGGCAGAAAUUGAAAAGAUGGAGAGUAAACAGAGAAAAGAAGGAAAUCAAAAUGACCCCCGACUGCAAAAAGAAAAGACAGACAUCUUGGCUGAGUUGAGAAACUACAAAUUAACCCCAGCGAUGAAGACUUUUACCAAUGCACUUUUCACAAUAGAUAAAGUGGAGAGGACUUAUUUCUUAAAGUGGAUGAAACUGAGGCUUCAGUCAAAGCAAACGGAAAAGCAAAACAUUCAACAAGAUCCGUCCACAAAUCUGCAGACAGAUACUAAUAAUGACAUGCUUGAAUAUUCUGAUUACCUCACACAUGGAGCCAAUGGCGAUCUCGAGGACAGUGACAGUUUCUGUUCAGAUUCAACAUUUGAAGAGGAGAGCAGUGAAGAGCAGCCGGUAAAUGUUGAACUGCAAGUUUCUGACCAACCAUGUGACAAUGGGCAAGACCUGUCUUCAUAUGGAGACAUAGAACCACACUCAGAGUCCAGACUUGACCCAGUCAUAGAGGAGCAGUUCGAUUUGAUGUCCAAUGGGAUAGAAAUUCAAGGUGGAGAAAUUGUCUCAAUGUCACAUAGUUUUGACGAACAAAUUUCAGAUUCAGUCUUUGAGAACCAAAACGGUCAUUUGGAGUCUCAAGAAAAUGGAACCUUGAGCUGCCACGGGACACCAGAAUAUGAACCAGAAUUGACACCAGCAACACCAGAUUCAAAUUCUUCUACCAAACAACAAAUGAGCCCAGAUGUUUCCGUUGAACCUCAGUUAGCCUGGUGUUUGCAGACUUUUGAACCUGAUCCAUUCUCGCUGGGGCUUGAGCACUUUUUGCGUGAGAUGGGCCUUAUUUUCGAGCUAACACACAUCAGCCGCAGCAGUAGGAACCAGAAAGUGUUGCGUCUUCCCAGCUUAGCUGUAGACCUGCUCUUUUACGGCAUUCCACUUGAACUAAUGGAUGGAGAUGCUUCAAACAUUCCCAUCCGCUGGCUGGGCAGCAUCUUUGCAGAGCUCAAACGGCGCCUCCCUCAAGAACAAUGUAAAACCCGAGUGCUGACUAAUCUGGGAGUACAUCAUGCAAAGAAUGCUGAGGUUCUUUCUUCAGUAUUUGGGGUGAAAUUCCCUGAAGGAGGCAAAAGAUCAACAAGAGGGGUGUACAUGGGUGCUCUUCGUCUCCCUGAUGCCCUUAGAAUGGACAUGGAUUGUGAUUUUCUUUUGUUAAUUGAUGUAGAGGGUCUCUGCCCGGCCUCUCUAGACAACAAAACAAAGAUCCAUGACCAUGAGAUGGCCACUGUUGCCACAGGAUUGAGCAAUGUUUUAAUCCAAAAUAUCGCUUCAGAUGCAAGUUCUGAGUUGGAAACAGACAUCGCUUUCAUAGUCAAUGCUCUUCUGCGCAUAAAAGAAUUUGGCUCCAUGCCCAACUGCCAACUCCUAGUCCAGGAUGAAGGAAUAAACACCCUAUUACAAGCAUCACAGUUAAAGCGUGUUUCUGAGAUGCUUCAGACUGAGACUGGGGAUAGAGGAACUAACAAUGCUGAACAGCCAAAUACAAAGACCAUAAGCUGUAUCACGUGUGUCAAAGGGCCAUGGUCCAAUGUGUCUCUCUCUGAACCAGUCGAGACACAGUACAGUGAGGCUGUGUUAUCGCUUAAGAAAAACCUCUUUGGGGCAUUGAAGAAAUCCGCAGCCACAGGUCUGUCAGAAUUUAUGAUUCAUUUGUGUGCAAUCUGGGAUGCGGUAAAAGAAGAAUCCUUCUCCAUUGGUUUGCAAAAUACUGAAAUAGCUUUAGCAUUUUCCAUAUUGUGCACAGAGUUUUCCCAGUGGAAGACUAGUUUCCUGGAGCACAUGGAAAACUGGAUUAUUGGGGCAGGAAAGAAAAUCUUUGCCACAAAAGAAAAGGUUCUAGAUGCUGAAAUCCAAAAUGACCUUCUGAAUGAGUUGAAGGACGAAGGCAGAGAGGAGGUCAAUACAGAGGUGGACAAACUCAGGUCACAAGUUGAGGCCUAUUUGACGGAAGAUGAUGUUUUGAAAGAGAGAACUGAAACAUUCAAGCCAAUCCUAAUGAGCAAUAUUGGUGACCUCCAGGAGAGAGUAACUGAAGAGAUAACACAAAGGUUGGCGACAGUCGGUGAGAGCCAUUGCUCUUCCAUACAGGUGAAGAAAUUUGAGACGGUACUGGAAAAGGAACAAGAGUCCAAGCUACGCGCACUGGUAGAGAACAGCAUUUCAACCAAACUCCUUCUCCAAGAUGAACAACUAGAAGAGGAGUUUGAGGGGGUGUGGAGUAAUAUACUGUCUAGCUUUGACUUCAGGCCUUCAGAGACAGAUGAUAUCACUGCUAGAGUGACAGAAGUUCUGAGACUGAAUCUGAUCAGCCGGGGUCUCCUGAAACACAUCAAACAAAUUGAGGUCAUUGGCCAGAACAAGACAUCCAGCUUCCAAGUUUGUGAUGAGCACUUUGGAUACCGCAGCAGAUUAAAGCACAUGUUUGAGGACAACAACAGACUACAGAGGGUAGAAGCUCAACAGGUAGCCUGCAGUGUGAUAGAAGAAUACAAUCACUUUGUAGCAGAAAAAUCGGUCUUACCAGCAGAUUUUUCUGACAGCUACAUAACAGAAAUGUUAGGAAGCGUUGAAAAAGCUUUGAAGGAAAAAUGUAUGGCAAUCAAAUCAGCUUUUGAAGUGGAUCUGAAAGUGUAUCUCUGUAGCUUAGCAUGCCAAGACUUCCAGAAAGUGCACGACCGCUUUGCAAAAGACACAGAGCUUUUGACAUUUAUCACUGCGACUAAGAGUUCAUACUUGGCAAAGUUUAUCUACCGGUUCAGGAAGAGAGAUCAGUGCCAGAGGGUGGCCCAAGCGUUCACCUCCAUGAUUAUCAAACCUACAGUAUUGGACUAUAUCUACAGACCACUGGGGUUGCGCAUUGUAGAAGAAAUUCAAGCUAAAGAACAGCAGUAUCAGUCCUCAUGUGCCUUCAGCCAACACUUGCUGGAGCAGCUGAUACAUGAAGACCGCUUUGAAAGCUUUCUGGAGUACCUGCUUUCCUAUGACAGCUUCAGACUGAGCAAGAUCCAGGAGACAGUGGUGGCUCACCUCUCUGAAUCACCCAACUCGGACAAAUGGAGGCAACAGAGGCUCGGAGAAAUUGUGGGAAAGGUUGCAGCAGCGGUGAGCGAAACAGCGGAAGGUACAAAUGGAGUCCUGAGUGAUACAAAGCCUCUGCUGGAGAGAGUGUGCCUCAUUUUAGAGAGUGACGGAAAUGUGGAAGUCACCAGGGUCUUUCUGGACGGACCCCUCUUCAGUAUCACCACAGAAUGGGAUCGUUUCGUCACAUGUUUAAUGGAGUUACUGGCUGCGAUGCGAUUGGAGCUUGCCCAGGAGUUCUCCCAAACUGUGGAUGUCACCCAACUUCUUAAUUGCCUUCCAAUUCAGCCCCAUUACUCCCUCUUGGACAGAGUGAGAGGCUGUGAGAAGCAAUGUCCUCUCUGCAGAGCCCCCUGCGAGGUGCAGGAAAAAGGGCAUGAGGUUCACAGUGCUCUGCUCCACAGACCUAAAGACUUGCUGCCUCAUGACUUGUGCUCGGUGUCUUGUCGUCCUGAAAGCAUGACUCUGAGUAACCCAGGCGAGAACAAGGACACACAGAAUCCAUCGGUGGCAUGCAAGGACCUCCUCUCCCUCCGCCCAGACUGGAACAUCUACCCUGAGGACCCAGACAGUCAGAUGCCCACCGCUUACUGGAGGUAUGUGUUGGUGAGGUACAAUGACAAGUUUGCCAAGGAAUAUGAGAGGGAGCCAGCAACUAUCCCUGAGGAGUGGAAGAAGAUCACUGAGGAAGAGGCUUUACACAGUCUGAGGGAAGCAUUCCUCACUAAAACGUAUUGAUAUAAGACCUGCCCUCUGCUUUGCGCCUUAUUUAUUGUAACAUGACAUUUUGUCGAUGAAGUUCAGAUUGGAUAUUUGUUGAGAAGUCUUUCAGUUGUCAGAGUUGUUGAUGGUGGUGGUGGUGGUGAUGGACAGAAAAUUGAUCACAUGAACCGUUUUUUCAAAAACAUUCAUGAUGAUAACUGACUUGUUUGCCAUUUAUCUUUUUCAUUAAAUUAAGAAGAAUCUACUGUUUCUGUAAAGAUCCUUUUAAAAUAUAUUCUGAAUGUUUAGGAAAAUAAUUGUUAGGCUUUUAAACCUUUGUUAUUUAAAAAGAAUUUUGAAGUUAUGAUGCUGUAUCUUCACCCUGAUGAUGUUACACAAAAAUUAUUAUUUGUUUAAAGUGAAAGUUUUAUGAUGAAAACAGAAAUAAAUAACUGUCUUUGCUUCAUUUAAA